This is a messenger RNA of Micropterus salmoides (largemouth bass), 8120 nucleotides long. RefSeq names its product glutamate receptor ionotropic, delta-1-like. Gene Ontology annotation, molecular function: glutamate-gated receptor activity; transmitter-gated monoatomic ion channel activity involved in regulation of postsynaptic membrane potential. Gene Ontology annotation, cellular component: postsynaptic membrane; plasma membrane. The transcript is spliced from 18 exons. Gene Ontology annotation, biological process: modulation of chemical synaptic transmission; monoatomic ion transport; synaptic transmission, glutamatergic. Lineage: Eukaryota; Metazoa; Chordata; Actinopteri; Centrarchiformes; Centrarchidae. Bases 408 to 3638 code for a protein of 1076 amino acids. The record is from RefSeq and is a predicted model, not a curated record.
UGUUAUGUCUCAGACUCGGAGGUAGAGAGUCAGAGCUGCUAGUCUGGCGGAUCUCAACCUCUGAAACAAACCCCCGGUGUCUUCUCUCAUCCGUCCCCGCUUCCCUACUCACUUACCCGGGUUUGUUUCUUUCCGGAGCCUUGGACGCUUCUAAUUCUUUCUUUUUCUACCCUUCUUCUUUCUCUCGACUCCGGCCAACAGUUUGGUCUUUGGGAUUUGGUUUUUUAUUACUAUUCGGUGGUGAUUUCAACACUGUUCCUUGCUGCUGCUGCUGCUGCUGCUGCUGCUGCUGCCGCCGCCGCCGCUUUUACGCACCGACGCAUAUUUUGGAUUUGCUGGUCACUGGAGAAAAACACAACAAUCAGCGAGGUGGAUCCGUGGAUGCGCCUUUUUGGCUCAAACUGGAGAUGGAAAUGCUGACAUUGUUAUUUCAUUCCCUGUGGAUAUUGCAAUGCAACACUGUGAGCGCCGACUCCAUCAUUCACAUUGGUGCAAUAUUUGAGGAGAACGCAGUGCGGGACGAUGAGGUGUUCCAGCUCGCCGUGUCUGACCUCAGUCUGAGUGAUGACGUCCUGCAGAGUGAGAAGAUCACACACUCAAUUAAACUCAUCGAGCCCAACAACCCUUUCCAGGCGGUGCAGGAAGCCUGCGAGCUGAUGAACCAGGGCAUAUUGGCGUUGGUUACCUCGACGGGCUGCGCGUCAGCCAGCGCACUGCAGUCCCUGACGGAUGCCAUGCACAUCCCCCACCUGUACAUCCAGAGGAACAGCGAGGGAUCACCGCGUACUGCCUGCCAGUUCAACCCGAGCCCCGGCGGGCAGCGCUACACGCUAGCUGCCCGGCCGCCCGUACGCCUCAAUGACGUCAUGCUGACUCUAGUGGAAGAGCUGCGCUGGCAGAAGUUUAUCGUGUUCUACGACAUCGAGUAUGAUAUCCGUGGCCUGCAGGGUUUUCUGGACCAGACGUCCCGUCAGGGCGUAGACGUGGCUUUGCAGAGAGUGGACAGGAACAUCAGUAAAGUCUUCACCAACCUCUUCACCACCAUGAGGACGGAGGAGCUCAAUCGGUACAGAGACACACUACGCAGAGCCAUCCUGCUACUCAGCCCCCACGGAGCGCACACGUUCAUCCAGCAGGCGGUGGAAACAAAUCUGGCAUCCAAAGACAGUCACUGGGUGUUUGUGAACGAGGAAAUCAGCGACACGGAGAUCCUGGAGCUUACCCACAGUGCACUGGGGCGCAUGACGGUGAUCCGGCAGAUCUUCCCCAUGUGGAGGGACAGCAGCAGCCGCUGUAUGAGACACAACCACCGGAUCUCCUCUCUGCUGUGUGACCCGCAGGAAGGAUACCUGCAGAACCUGGAGGUGUCGAACCUCUACCUGUAUGACAGUGUGCUGAUGCUGGCCAACGCCUUCUACAGGAAGCUGGAGGACAGGAAGUGGCACAGUAUGGCCAGCCUCAACUGCAUCAGGAAGUCCACCAAGCCGUGGAACGGAGGCUGGUCCAUGCUAGAGACCAUCCAGAAGGGCAACAUCACGGGUCUGACAGGUACGAUGGAUUUUAAGGACGGCGGCUCCAACUCUCACGUCCAGUUUGAGAUCCUCGGCUCCAGCUUCAGCGAGACCUUCGGCAAGGACAUCAAGAGGCUCGCUACGUGGGACUCGGUUCACGGACUGAACGGCAGUCUGAAGGAGAGUCGAAUAGAGAAUGGCAUGCAGGGCGUGACGGUCAAAGUGGUCACUUUACUGGAGGAUCCUUUUGUCAUGGUGGCAGAGAACAUUCUCGGGCAGCCGAAGAGAUAUAAAGGCUUCUCCAUCGACGUCCUGGACGCCCUCGCCAAAAUCCUGGGCUUCAAAUACGAGAUCUACCAGGUGGCAGACAGUAAAUAUGGAUCUCAGCUUCCUAACGGUUCAUGGAACGGCAUGAUCGGUGAUCUCAUCAACAAGAGAGCCGACUUGGCGGUGUCAGCCAUCACCAUCACGCCAGAGAGGGAGAACGUGGUGGACUUCAGCAAGCGCUACCUGGACUACAGCGUCGGCAUCCUGCUGCGGAAACCCGAAGAAAAGAUCAACAUCUUCUCUCUGUUUGCGCCGUUCGACCUGGCCGUCUGGGCCUGCAUCGCGGCGGCGAUCCCCGUGGUGGGAGUGCUCAUCUUCUUGCUCAACCGGCUGCAGGCGCUUCGCUCCUCCUCUACCCAGAAUGCACCGCCGGGCCAGCCCUCCAAUGGCGUGGGGUCGGGCACUCUGCACAGCGCCAUCUGGAUUGUUUACGGAGCGUUCGUAAAUCAAGGUGGGGAUGGUGCGAUCGGCUCGGUGGCUCUGAGGAUCGUCAUGGGCAGCUGGUGGCUCUUCACGCUCAUCGUGUGUUCGUCGUACACUGCCAACCUGGCGGCGUACCUCACCGUGUCACGCAUGGACCACGCUAUACGGUCGUUCCAGGACUUGGCGCGGCAGAUCGACGUGGACUACGGCACGGUGAGGGACUCGGCGGUGUACGACUACUUCAGGAACAAAGGCACCAACCCUCUGGAGCAGGACAGCACCUACGCUGAGCUGUGGAGGACAAUCAGCAAGAACAGCGGCAUGGACUACUCCGUGUCCAGCCCGUCUGAGGGCAUCCGCAAGGCUCAGAAGAGUCCCUACGCCUUUCUGUGGGACAUGGCGGUGCUGGAGUACGCCGCCCUGACGGACGACGACUGCACCAUCACUGUGUCGGGAAACAGCAUGAGCAGCAAAGGCUACGGCAUCGCCAUGCAGCACGGCAGCCCCUACAGAGACCUCUUCUCACAGAAGAUCUUGGAGCUGCAGGAGAAAGGCGACCUGGACAUCAUGAAGCAGAAGUGGUGGCCCCGCACCGGCCGCUGCGACCUCAACAGCCACGCCAGCGCCCACCCCGACGGCCGCUCCCUCAAGCUGCACAGCUUCGCCGGAGUCUUCUGCAUCCUGGCCGCCGGCCUGCUGCUGGCCUGCCUGGUGGCCGGGCUGGAGGCUUGGUGGAACAGCAACCGCUGCCGCCAGGAGCAGCCCAAAGAGGUUACUAAGGAUUACAGACUGGCAAGGGUUUCUGGUCCAUUGACAUAUAAUGACAUUACAACUGCUUCAUCGGAGGGGAGGAGGGACAUUUGGACAGACAGAGAGAGAGGCUGGGAUGAAGCAGAAGCUAUUGAUACAGGACAAGGAGGUGAAUCUGGCACAGGUGCAUCGUCGUAUGAACAGUCUUUUGGACGAGGACUUGGCCCACAAGCAGAUCCCCGGCCCCUCUAUCGAGAUCUCUGCGCUGGACAUCGGCAGCAUGCAGCCCAGCCAGGCCUCUCUGCUGCAGGGGCCGGAGUCCGUGCGGGACUACCCGCCCUCGGGCCUCGCUGUGACCACCUUCCUCCCCGGGGAGGGGGCGCCGCCUCCUCCUCUUCCCCACCCUCACCAUGGGGGGACCCUAGGCAGGACGCUACCCCCGUCCCAGGGCCCUGGCAGCAACACGUUGCCCCUGCACCACCCGCUCAGCAGCACCAGCCUCAGCGGCACCAUGCAGUGCAAACACAGGGCCCCCAACGGGGGGCUCUUCCGGCAGAGCCCUGGCAAGACACCCAUGCCAAUGUCCUACCAGGCAGUCUCCGCAGGACCCAUACCCGAAGCCAUUGAGGCCACUCACAGCACAUCCAUAUAGUGAUAGGAGGGGGGACGGGGGGGAUCUGGACUUUGGUCUGGUUUUUGAUGCGAGGCGCGUUGGGGAUCUCUAGAGGAAAAUGAUUACAGAAAAAAAAAAAACGUGUACAAAGUAAAAAGAUUUUGUAUCUCACUUCCUGUCCGAUGUUACAAAAGAAAAACAAAGCGUGGAGGCGGGCGGGUGUAAUUUUCUCUUGUACAUAUCUGUAAAUACCAAGAGAACGAAGUGAGGUUAAAGUGUAUUUUGAAUAUUCUCAAUUUUUGGAAGUUGAGUUAUAAAAAAACAAACAAAAUGAGACAAAAAAAUUAUAUAUAUAUACAUUGAUGAAGAAGUUAUGACUGUUUGACUGGCUUUGUAAAUUUUGUUCAAUAUGAAACAAUGACGCAAAUUCAUUGUGAUUGUUUUCUAAGUGCCGAAAUUAAACGAUGUCUCUCCACAACUCAUCGAUGUAAGCGACUACCCAUGAUGCACCGCUGUAGGGACAUGUUAGUGUUGGACACCUACUGUUAUGCACCUCUGUACCAACCCUAUAUAUAUCUUCAGCAUCGGACAGAAAUGAUCACAAUUUCUUUUCCCAUUUGUAUUAAAUAUAUAAUAUCUGUUGUUCUUCAAAUCAAAAGUCUAAAUUAAUUUUCUUAUGUUGAUUGUAAAUUUAUCAUUCAGUAAAAGUGGGGAGACAAGUGGAUUUUUAUCUGAUUCAUAUUUUACACACGGCUGAGUGGUUUGUUUUUAUAGUAACGUUUUAUUUGGCAUUAGUACUGUCCAGGUGAGGAGUUUCACUUUGUGGAGGGAGGGAAGACGGAACCAGACGGGAGGAAGGAGAGACUUUCAGGCUGCGCUCACACCUUCUGUUGGGUUUUGGUUUUACUUCAGCUGUUGAUGAGCAUCGCCUCUCUUGGGUAUAUGAAAGGCUAUAGAUGUGCUGCUCCCGGGUGUCAGUUCUCAUGUUAUUCUGUGGAGUUUUAGACUCAAACGCCAUCUGGCGGUGCGUUUGACGAGCUUUAGGACCAACACACCCUCAGAGCAGGCGGCUGUUAUGAACCGAUUCUGACUGGAGAGAAAGUCAGCGGCACCGACGGCACAGAGAGUUUUGGUGUUAUGGUUCUCACCAAAGAGAAACCGGUCCCAAUGCUCAGUCCCCGUCCCUGGGGCUGGGCGAUAUGGCUAAACAUGUUAUCACGACUUGUAUAUCGGAAAUGAUCUGGAUAAAUGUCAAAUCAUGAUUUCUGCUCCUGAGUGAAGGUCAACUGUGGUUUUAAACUUUUCUUUCUGGUCUGAACAAACACUGGAUGCUGAACAGUGAACAUUCAGAAGCAUUAAGAUAAAAUCUGUUUUCAACAAAUAUGCACGAGUAAAAUUAAGUGAAAUGUUUUUCCAGUCCCAUUUACUAAACAAAACGUGGUUAAUUAUCAUUAUUGUUUUAUUGCCCAGCCGUGCACAAAACUGCAAAAACAGCUGAGUGUUAGCAUCAGUCCACAAUUCAUUUAGUUCUUUUUGUUUCCUGAAGAGGGCUUUUACGUUGAGAUGUGAUGAACGAGCUGUAGGGCUCAACACAGCAAAGCAACAAGCAAACAUCAAACUUCUGCUUACCUGUUUAGUAAAAAGCAAAAGUUUUUGGUGGACAUGCAGCUACCGGUCGUUCUCAACAACCUCUGUUGUUUUGAACGCCCUUCCAGCACUGAGUGACCAAACACACAGUGUUUUAAGGCACCUCUGUGCUUUAGUUUUGGGGGGAAUCAAACAGUAGGUGGUGUGAACGCAGCCCAACCGUCUCUGACCUUCUGUGUUUGUUAUAUUUAACCUGAAGAUAAAAAGUCUUGUGGAAAGAACUAUUAGCUCUAUUAGAUGUCUUUACUUUUUUAUACUAGAGAAUUUAAUGUCAAACACUUGUAUACAAGUUUUUUCUCCUGUCAAGCAGUGCAGUUAUUUUAAUCACAAAGAGAGAGAGAGAGAGAGAGAGAGAGAGGCUUCAUAUUCCAACAAGUCAUUCCUAAUGAGAUCCAUUAUCACCUGCAGGGAUGACAGAGGGCGUCGUUAUCCAAAGUGCAAUCAGAGGCUCGUGAUGGUGGGGAUUCUGCAGGUGCCAUACCUCGACUGCUUGUAAUAUAGACGGAAUCUGAUUAUGUUUGCUGAAUGGAAAACUGUAUGAGGAACCUUUAUGGAAAAUUAUUUUCAGCAGGAAAUAUAAACCCACCCACACAAACACUACAACCCUCUUCUUCGCUUUCAUAAGUGCAAUUAAUGUGCAUUUAUGGGCCUGAUGAGUUUUGACUUCAUUUUCAUUCGCCAGACUUUGGCUGUUUGGAAACACGUUGAUCGCACACAGCAGGGUUUUCAGCGCCCGAGCUUUAAGACUCCAGACAGACGCAGACCAGCUCGCCUUUGAAGGGUUUCCCCUCCAAAAAGUUUCACAUCUUUAUGUCGGCAGAAGAAACGGAGGGACGUUAGCUUGUCAGGAUGAAGGGCUUCAUUUUGUAGAAAGUCUCAUACUGUUGAUGGUCAGUCAGAAGGUGAACUCCUUUGAUUGAACAGCAAGUGUUAAUCAUUAACUGCCAGCGCUAACUGAUUUUGUCCCAAUUACAUUUUAAUGCAAAUCUGUUCUCACCAGUAUAAACAAAAACAAGUUUGUCAAUGUUGGACGAUUGUGCAAAACCCCGAUUACAUUCAAGGACUUUCCUUUAUGCCUAAUGCCAACAUGUUAUUCUUGAUUUCUAGCAUAUCUGCUCAUGUGACACCCACAGUGUUAACAUCAGGUAAAGAGCGUGUUUAUGGCAGACAAACACUUGGUUAACCUCCAAUCACUGACCUCAGCCCUCCAUGCAUUACGUAGUGCAUUUCCUACACGUUACAAGCCAGUUAACAAGGGUUGGGUAUUGAGAACUGGUUCCAAAUGUCGAGAACACCCGUGCGUUCCUGCAUAUCUCAGCUCCUGACUGAACUGCAGUGAGCAUUUUACAGUCAGUGUCUCUGAUCUGCCAGCAGCUGCCACGCCGACCUAACGUCACCUCAUGUGUUACGUCAACAAAGCAUGAAGAAGAGAGUCCUGCUGGUUCCGGUCCUGGACCGUGGCGGACUGCAGCAAACGCUCCAAACUUUGGCUGAGCUUCACUGAAAAACUGCAGUCAGGAGGUUUGCUGCGAGGGAGGAAGCAGCUCCGACGUGACGAAGCGUUUCCUUCAACACGGCGUGAAUCUGAACCCUUCACCGUGUCGCGCUCUGCCAGCUACAAUGACACCCCAGAAACAACUAACGCUCUAGGACAGAGACUCCUUUCACUUUAGCCAUGAAGGGGACGAGGAGCAAGGAGGAAGAGGAUGAAGGUCACCGAGCGCUGACGAGAGAAUCCAUAAAACUGAAACGAUAACAACCCUACUCCUUUCUUUCUACCUCCCUCCAUCCUCCCUUGCAUCCUUUAUCCUUCCUUCCCCAGAGACGCCCCUCUAGGACAGAGACUGUUUUCACUUUAGCCAUGAAGGGGACGAGGAGCGAGGUCACAGAGCGCUGACAUUAUCUGCGGUGAAGGAACCAGAACUGAGAUUCAAUAAGUGGAAUCGGAAUUGAUAAAAUUGACCCAAUACCCAACCCUAACAUUAACCAUCCCGACCGCCGCACCCUUACUUUCCAGCUUACUACACACAGGUGACAUUACGUCCUGCAUUAGCGCUAAGCGUUGGCAUUGGACAUAAAUUACUGGCGUUGAAUUGUCCGAUAUGGACUUUAUUCAGAGGGCUAGGGCGCUGAUUCUGAACCAAAAUUCACCCAGUUCCCUAAACAGAUGACAGGAUCAGUUUAGCCUGUUGGUUGUAGGACCAAUAUCUUUUCUGGUGCAUUAAAUCUGUGUGCUAAACGUCUGAGAAAAGAUUUAAUGUGUUACAGAUGUUUAACAUGUGACCGUCUCAUUUUCUCUGUUCAGAAAACCGUGAAUAUCUUACAUCUCUGCCAAAGGGAGGUAAAAAGCUAACGUUCUGCUCAUGUGUGAAUACAGACUAUCCAAUUACAUUUUAAAAAACCGUACCGUGUCUUUCAUUCUGUCUGAAAAAUGGACAAGCAGAAGAAAAGCAGACGUUAUCUGAACUUGGUUUUUGUGUCCGCCGGAUCAUCGAGACUGACGCAGCUCUUAUCUGAACGGACUCUACGUGGAUGUUUUCUAACUGUCAGUAGUUGCUUUUGUGAACCGACUUGCUUGUCACGCUGUAAUCCACAACACGACGGACGUACUGAGGACCCUGAGGUUACGAUUGGUCAGCAGAGAGGAGGUGAACAGGAAGUCUGUGUGCUGGGAUGGCUUCAUGUGUCACCCCCCCUUUACGUUAAAACUCCGGCACCCCUUCAGAAAAUGAAAACAUGAACUGUCAUAGCAUAUAGUCUGUCACAGUACAUCUAAGGGAGACCCUUCUUUUAUUUAUGAAUAUGCUGCUUGGAGUUUCUUAAUCUUUAAUAAAGAAAUAUGGUUUACA